AUGCCUUCUAUCGUUGGCAAUCUUGCUUGUCAGCGCAACUCGUAUCUACGGCGACUGGAGACCACUGUUGUGUCCUGCGUGCCCAGUACUCCCAAGAAUAAUUCCAGCGGCACUGGAAGCUCGGAAGAAAAGUUGAAAUCCAUCCCAUUAGAGAAGCGGCCAGCGGCUGACUUGAAAUCGUUCGAAAUCGAGUUUGAGGAUACGGUACUCUUUCCAGAAGGUGGCGGUCAACCGGAGGAUCAUGGACUAAUCAAACUCUGCGAGAGAACACAUGCAUCCCAACCAGCUGAAAUCCUCAUUACUCGCAUAGCUCGGCAUGGACUGCGCGCCGUACACUUCUCCUCGUCACCGCUCGAACCAGGCACUAAAGUUGUACAGGAAGUAUCUUGGGAUCGAAGAUGGGACCACAUGCAGCAGCACACGGGCCAGCAUCUUCUGAGUGCAGUUAUGGAUACAUACCAAGGCCUCGAGACUCUAGGGUGGAGUAUGGGGGCCAGUCCUUCCCUUAUGCCCAACAUGAAUUUCGUCGAGUUGGGUCGGAAACCAACGGACGCAGAAAUUUCAGAAAUCCAGCAUAGAUGUAAUAGUAUUAUAGCAGAGAACCGUCAGGUCACCGUUGACACACCGUCGGAUGCAGACACCACUUCUCUUCCAUCUGAUUACGACGCGUCACAAGGACUUGUUCGGGUUGUCAAAAUAGACGGCAUCGAUGAAAAUCCAUGCUGCGGAACCCAUCUCUCUCAAACAUCCCACAUCUCACUCAUUCUUAUCUCCCACACUCAACCCAUUCGAGGCACUAAUACACGUCUAUACUUCACUUGCGGCCAACGUGCCAUAACCCUCGCCACGUACUCCAUCCGUGCCGCACGGUCCAUCGCGGGCAUUGUAUCUGCAUCCAUCUCCGACUUAGAGAACGUGAUUUCGAAGGUUACGAAGAUAGAUCUGGAACUAAGGGACGCGAAACGAGCAAAACGGAGGCUCGAAGCCGAGUUGGCUAAGUUCGAAGCAGAGAAUAUUAAAAGAUCCUUCAAUGGAGUCACCCAGAUUAUGGAAGAGAGCGGAAUGGCCUCCAACAAUUCGUCAGCCGGGAUGGACUUCAUCCUUUCAUUGCAAUCCGAACUAAAACAACCCCUUACCAUGUUUCCAAACUUAACCUACGACACAACUGGUCUCACCAUUCUUGUAACUCCGACAACAUACCGUGAUGUUGGCCAAGGUGGCAUCACGAAAGAAGAUGGUCCAGGUCCGAUGGUGAUCCUAGGCGACCCCACGCUCGUUGCGAAAGCCACAGAGCGGAUACGCACUGAUCCUAUUCUCACAGAUCCCCCUGUCCAACCUGCCACCAGGGAAGGGGCCAAGAAAGCCGGAAAUUCGGGCGGUGGAGGGAUCAAAGGAGGCGGGAAAGGUAGCCGAUGGCAAGGAAAGGCUCUGAAACUAGGGACGGCUCAAAUCAAUGCCUUAAGAGCCAUAAGUUACUCAAACUAG
Messenger RNA from Cantharellus anzutake, 1485 nucleotides. RefSeq lists its product as uncharacterized. NCBI's taxonomy places the organism in Eukaryota, Fungi, Basidiomycota, Agaricomycetes, Cantharellales, Hydnaceae. The transcript is spliced from 5 exons. Gene Ontology annotation, molecular function: Ser-tRNA(Ala) deacylase activity; ATP binding; aminoacyl-tRNA ligase activity. The record is from RefSeq and is a predicted model, not a curated record. Gene Ontology annotation, biological process: regulation of translational fidelity; tRNA aminoacylation. Bases 1 to 1485 code for a protein of 494 amino acids.